AUGUUCGUCAACGGUUUCAAUCCAGCUGGCAUAUCAGAAAGCAACGAUUUCAAAACAACCUCUCAAGGGCAGGAAGACAACGAGAAAAGUCAAUCACAGGCUGCGUAUGAGGAGAAUAUUUAUUACCAUCAAAAUUGCAGGAAGACUCUUGAUGAAAGUAUAUACAAUUUCCUCAUAGAUUCAUCCCUAACUGGGACAGCUGAAGCAUUUGUGAAAGACGCUAAAUUGGAACAACGAAAUCAUAGUGUGAAGGAUAAUAGACCGGAUGUUAACAGUUACAGUGAUCGUUCAUCAACUGAAUAUCUUUAUCCAUGGUGGCAGAUCUUUUGGGACGCUUUUAAUUCGAAUACUCAACGUCGUGGAUCUGAAUUAGUUCAAAGCUACUUCCAAAUUAUUAAUUAUCAUCAAAAUCAGGAUCGUAUCCAAAAAGAUAAGGCUGUACAAGCAGCUCGAAUGCAGAUGUUCGCGGAACAAAGAGGAGAGUAUCAAGCAGAAAUGAUGAAUCCCAUGAUGUAUCAAAAUAAUCCUCUCCGUAUGAAUAGUAAUAUCAGUAUGCAAGGAACGCCGUCACAAAUGAAUAUAAACGGACCCUUGCCAUACAAUAGCAUAAAUACUAUGAAUUCUCUCCCCCCUGAUACAUUUAAUCGACUUCAAAAUCAAUACAUCGCUAACAUGGAUAAUAAUAACAAUAUUAAUGAUAUUAUGCACCAGCCAAUGAUUGACCAAGAUACCAAUAGGGUGCCAGAACGCUCAGGACCAGGGAACCCUUCUAUACAAGCAAAACCUCCCCCCAUGUAUAAUAAUACACCGAUUAACUCACAACAAGCAAUGUAUCAAAAUAAUAAUAUGAGGCCUCAUAAUAAUAACAAUAACAAAGAACCAUCUAUACGAUCCUCACCACAAAAAGUGCCUUUAGAACAAAACCAAAACGGAAUAAUAUCAAUGGCUGGUUCCACUGAAGCAAUCCCAAAUGGUAUGCUGAACCAACAAAGCUUAAAGAGGAAGAAUACCAAGAAAGCCAAUACUAACACUACGAAUUUACAGCAUAGUAGAAAAUCAAACACUAACAUUGCUGAAUUGCAACAUAUUACCAAACCUCGAAAUCAAGGUCCAGAUCAAUUCGUAAAAGCAACAAAGGCAUGUUCAAAAUCUACUGUUGCCAAGAGAGUUAAUAAGGGACUUAAAAAGAGGAAUUGUAACAAACCAGAGCAAUAUCAACUAGACUCCAAACAAGAGAAACCGAAAAGACGGAGAUCACUUGGAGAAUUAAAAAAGACACCCAAUUUGAAAGAAAGAGUAUAUUCUACUCAAUCAAAUACUGCAACGCCUACCACCUUGACCUUCAAUAAUUUGAAUAUGUGCACAUAUGUCUCUAAUAAACCCAAUACGUCUAGUCCCUUAUCUACAUUACAUGAAAAGAAGCAAUCUUCUUCAGGAUCUUCAUCAACGGAAAAUAUUACUUCUCAUAAACUUAAAAGAAUCUCUAGCACGACCUUAAAAGAAUCAGCUUCCACAAAAUCAUCUCCAAUUGUCAGUAUGACGACAUCACAGUCAUUAAAAAAGAAAAGCAGCGCCUCUAAGAGAGAAUUCUCCAUGAUCGAUUCAACAGCAGGUCCAAACUCGGCUCCUGUCCCUGGUGAAAGGGACUUUUUAGAGAUGCGCCUCGAUAUUACUUCAAAUAAUCAAAAUGCUACUAAUGAAGUCACAUCAGCGCAGUUUACGCUACAAGAUUCAAUGCAAGCAGGCAAAUUACUAGAUAUCAAGGAGAAUGAACAAGAGGAAACCCACAGACAAGAAGAACAAGGAAAAGAACUGCCGAACGAAUAUGCUUAUAAUUUUGAUGAUCUUGAUAUUUCUCCAACGUUAGGAACAGACGCAAAUUAUAAAGAUUCAUUCGAUGACUUUGAAAAAGAUGCCAAUGAUAUAAAUGAUAAGGAAAAUAAAGAUGAUAGGAAACCUAAUGACAACAAUGACGAUUGUAGGAAUGAGAAUAAUAAAAAAUCGCUCUUGAGUUCCAUACAACAUGAAGGACCAAAUUCCCCUGUUGGGAAUGAAUAUGAUUUGGAUAUAUUCGAUCAAAAUGACACAGAAUUCAAUUUUAUGGAUUGGAGUUGA
Naumovozyma dairenensis CBS 421 is the source of this 2115-nucleotide messenger RNA. RefSeq lists its product as uncharacterized. Gene Ontology annotation, molecular function: protein binding. The transcript has a single exon. The record is from RefSeq and is a predicted model, not a curated record. Lineage: Eukaryota; Fungi; Ascomycota; Saccharomycetes; Saccharomycetales; Saccharomycetaceae. The coding region runs from base 1 to 2115 and encodes 704 amino acids.